UCCUGUCCGUUUGUCGCCUCCGGGACUCCGUACCUCCUGAAGGAGCAACACCUUAUCCUCCAGAGAGUUCAAACGCUUGCACGCGCGGCGCCUCCAUGCGUUUCACGGAGCAGGUUAGCUCGCGCUGUGAAUUACCAUGGUGACACACCCGCCUGCAUAAAAGCCUCCGUGCACACAUCUCACUUUGAGAGUCCGGAUUUUACAAGGUCGGAAACGGCUCAAUGGCUCUGAACUCCUCUGGAGACCACCGGACCGUCUCUGCCUUCACCUCCAAACUGACCCCAGCGGCUGACAUAUGUGUGGGACUGGUCAUCCUCUCCGUCGUUCUGCUCUCUGUUCUGGGCAAUGGGCUGGUUCUGGUGCUUUGUUACCGCAGGAGGAAGAAGAUGGUGGGCUCAGAGCUGCUGUGCGUCAACCUGGCCGUGGUCGACUUCCUCUGCUGCAUCUGCUUCUACCCGCUCUCCAUCCUGUCCUCUUUCCACCAUUGUUGGCUGGGAGAAAACAUCACAUGUGUUUACUACGGCCUCGGCUGCUACAUCUUUGGCCUGUGUGGCAUGUUCACCAUCGCUGCCAUCAGCAUAAUCCGCUACCUGAAGACUUGCCACAGAUUGGUUUAUGCUGUGUGGCUGAAAGGAGCUAACAUCAAGAUAGCGUGCUGUUCCACCUGGCUCAUCGCUGCUGUGUGGUCCAGCUUCCCUCUGUUUGGCUGGGGCGAGUACGUCCCUGAGCCGUACGGACUGUCCUGCACCGUCGCCUGGAGAGGUUAUCAUACCUCAGCCAAGGAUGCCUUCUACGUCAUCUGCUCCUUCGCCCUCUUCACAAUGGUUCCUAUCCUCCUCAUCGUGGUGUCCCAGUGUCAGAUCCUCUACGAGGUGUCUCGCUUCUCCCACUUGCUGUCUGCGAGACACAUCCGCAACAACCGGCGAUACGCUGAAAAACAACUGUCCGUGAUGUUUUUCUGCAUCAGCCUGGGUUUUAUAAUUGCCUGGGCGCCGUACACUAUUGUGUCCUUCCUCUUCAUUUUCCACAAGGGGAGCCAGUACAUGGCUCCUGAGGGCUUUGUGUUCCCCGCCCUCUUCGCCAAAAGCUCCCACAUCUACAACCCGUUCAUCUACUUUUACUUUAACAAGCCUUUCCAAAAGGAGCUUCGCUGCAUGCUCCUCUCUCUCUGGCCCAGGUUGGGAGGAAACCAAGUGGGCGUCGACAUUGCCGAAGUCCACCAAUAUCCCAUCCACAUUCAGCUCCAGGAAAGAGGCUGCGUCCAAAAGAAGAAUGUUGAUUUAUCUCGGGUCAUAACUCACAGCAAGAGCAAGAGAAGGGCAAAGGCAAAGAAAAAGACAAAGAAUCGCACCCCAACAGCAACCAUGUCCUGAGCAGGCCGGUGUAUGCAUGCUGAAAACAUCAACUAGGACGGGAACUGUUCAGAACACAGUCCCAUUGGCCUUUGCACAAAAUGUUGUUUUGUUUUGUAAAAUGUUGUUUUGUUUUGUGAAAUGUUUUGUUUUGUGAAAUGUUGUUUUAUUUU
Perca flavescens (yellow perch) is the source of this 1525-nucleotide messenger RNA. RefSeq names its product opsin 8, group member c (gene opn8c). The transcript has 4 exons. Bases 222 to 1373 code for a protein of 383 amino acids. Gene Ontology annotation, molecular function: G protein-coupled receptor activity. Gene Ontology annotation, biological process: G protein-coupled receptor signaling pathway. NCBI's taxonomy places the organism in Eukaryota, Metazoa, Chordata, Actinopteri, Perciformes, Percidae. Gene Ontology annotation, cellular component: membrane. The record is from RefSeq and is a predicted model, not a curated record.